GGACUUUAGCCAACAUGCCAAAAAUACAGAAAUCUGAACAGGAAUGGCGCGCGAUUCUUGAUCCUGAGCAGUUCGCUGUUCUGCGCCAGAAAGGGACAGAAAGACCAUACGUGGGCAAGUACACAAACUUUAAAGGCAAAGGUAUCUACAAUUGUGCAGGUUGCAAUGCGCCACUGUACGAAUCAAGCACCAAAUUUGACAGCCAUUGUGGAUGGCCGGCUUUUUAUCAGGCUCUUCCAGGCGCGCUGAUCACGGAGGAGGACAACUCUCACGGCAUGAAGAGAAUCGAGAUCAUGUGCGCUUCCUGCGGUGGCCACCUAGGACAUAUAUUCAAAGGAGAAGGUUACAACACUCCCACGGACGAACGACAUUGUGUUAAUUCCAUUAGUUUGAAAUUCGACCCCAAGGACGAUGUUAAUUCUGACGCUAUAUAUACUAAAUAAGGUCUAAUCACAACUUGGAAUCAGGCCUAUCAUUAGUAAGGAGAAAAAAUUCACACUUACGACAACGCGUCAAAGGAUUGUAGCUGAAUUUUGUAUCCGUCCGGAUCUGUCAACAGAGCAGUCUCCUUCAAGUCUGGGUUUUCGCCAAACUUUGUGAUCCAUUUAGCCUUGUCGCCAAUUUUGUCAAUGACAGAUUUAACAUCCUUGUACGAGACGGCAAUGUGAUCAAAACCAACAACCUUGUCAGUGUCCUUGUCAAAGACAUAGUAGCCGGCGAACGAGUCGUCGGAUUCGGUUCCAUAGUUGUGAGUGAGUUCAAUAAUGGACUGUCUGGCAGAUUGUGGCAUUGGUUGCUCCUUGUUCUCAACAUACGAGUCGUCCUCGAAGCCAAGGAAAUACAAGGUAAAUUGAGCCUCUGGGAAGUCUCUCGUGCUGAAGAUCUUCAUUCCCAGCAGAUCGCGGUAGAAUUUGAGAGAUACCUUGGGGUCCUUGACUCUGAUCAUGGUAUGGUUCAUUCUGUACGCAAUUGGAUUGAUGGUGGUUGCCGUGUCCAGAGCGUUCUCGAUCAGCUCAACCCAGUAUCCAUCCGGAUCCAAAAUGAAAGCAAUGUUCUUUUGUCUUCCAUCUUGGAGCCUUUUUUUGAAGUUCACUCCCUUAGCAAGGAAAUCUUCCUGGGCCUUGGCAAUAUUGUUAACCGAGACACACAGAUGGCCGAAUCCUUUAUAUGGUUCCGAGUUUCCGUCGUAAACCUUGGCAUUGGAGUUCUUAAGCUCACGCAGCUCGACCACUCCGUCUCUCUGGGCCAGUGGUUGGCCUGCAUGUGGGUGGCCAACGCUGUCGAACGCAACAAAGACUGAAGUAUACUUUGCAGUCUCCAAUUGCUUGAUUGCCUUCAUGGCAAAAGUGUUGGUGUACCAACCAA
Ogataea polymorpha is the source of this 1365-nucleotide messenger RNA. RefSeq lists its product as uncharacterized. NCBI's taxonomy places the organism in Eukaryota, Fungi, Ascomycota, Pichiomycetes, Pichiales, Pichiaceae. Gene Ontology annotation, molecular function: peptide-methionine (R)-S-oxide reductase activity. The transcript has a single exon. Gene Ontology annotation, biological process: response to oxidative stress; protein repair. Bases 15 to 443 code for a protein of 142 amino acids. The record is from RefSeq and is a predicted model, not a curated record.